Mesocestoides corti is the source of this 261-nucleotide messenger RNA. Lineage: Eukaryota; Metazoa; Platyhelminthes; Cestoda; Cyclophyllidea; Mesocestoididae. The record is from the annotation of a GenBank genome assembly.
GGUGGACUACCUACUAGAUUCCAUAGAAAAAAAGUCUUGCAGUUUUCGCGCAAGGCCAAAUUUGCCUCACAACAAGUGUCUAAAGUCACCUCCAUUCAACCUGAGCGUGCAGGUUUUAUCGAAAAAGAGGACGAUGAAGUAAUAACGCAAGAUGUUAUUCGCCAGCAUGUUGACUUGGGAUCGGCUACUAAGCAAUUUGAACUAUCGCUUAACUCGGGUCCCUAUUCUAUCAAUUAUUCGCGAAGUGGAAGGUUGGCUUAG